CCGCGCACAAAGGCGCCCAGACCCUGGGAAGGCGAUGAGCGUACUGCAGCCCGGGCCCGGGCCCCAGAUGCAGGCACCACCGUGUGUGCCCUGUGCUCUGGGGAAGACGCUGGGCACGCCUAGGGCCAGCGGUCGAGGUUUGGCCCGUGCGCUCUGAGCGCGGGAUUCGCUGCCCUCCAGGUCAGGCGCCAAGCUUCGGAGCGCCUAGAGCGCGGGCCUCGGCGCGCCCCUAGGAUCGGCGCAGUGAGGCGCUUUCAUCACUCUGCACCCGGCUCCAGGCUUCCUCUGUCGUUUGCUCCUGAGCGCCAACUUCGCCAAGAACGCUCCCAACUCCCGGCCACGCUGCUGGGCAGAGCGGGCGCCGCUGCCGGGCACCAGCAGUGAGAACGCGCCGCUGGCUCUCCGGAGGAAGUCAGCAUCUGCAGGGUUGCUCGGGCGCCCCGGAGUGGGCAGCGAAGGCAGCGGGCGUCUUUCCUGGGAGCCCGGGACCUGCCAGUGCUGGGGAUUCCUCCCGGGUGGCGCUCGCCCUCUCUUUUAUGGAGCUUGGGCCCCUGCCACAGCCCGGUAGAGGCUGUGGAGGUCAACGGUCCGGAAUUGCCUGUCCCGAAGUCCACCCCUGGCUGUGGGGAGUGGAAGUCCCCGCCAGGUAGCAGUGGCCCGCAGCGGUCCCCUCCGCACGACAAGCCAUGGGCCAGAAGCUCUCUGGUGGCCUCAAGUCGGUGGAGGUGCGUGAGCCCGCUCUGCGGCCGGCCAAGCGGGAGCUGCGGGGAGCAGAGGCGGGGCGGCCCGCGCGGCUGGACCAGCUGCUGGACAUGCCAGCCGCGGGCUCUGCCGUGCAGCUGCGGCAUGCCUGGAACCCAGAGGACCGCUCCCUCAACGUCUUUGUCAAGGACGAUGACCGGCUCACCUUCCACCGGCACCCAGUGGCUCAGAGCACGGACGGCAUCCGUGGCAAGGUGGGCCACGCGCGAGGCCUGCACGCCUGGCAGAUUGACUGGCCCGCGCGGCAGCGCGGCACGCAUGCGGUGGUGGGGGUGGCCACUGCACGUGCUCCGCUGCACUCGGUGGGCUACACCGCACUGGUGGGCAGUGAUGUCGAGUCCUGGGGCUGGGACCUGGGCCGCAGCCGCCUCUACCACGAUGGCAAGAACCGGCCCGGUGUGGCGUACCCGGCCUUCCUGGGUCCUGACGAGGCCUUCGCGCUGCCUGACUCGCUGCUUGUUGUGCUGGAUAUGGAUGAGGGCACGCUCAGCUUCAUCGUGGACGGCCAGUACCUGGGCGUGGCCUUCCGUGGCCUCAAGGGCAAGAAGCUGUACCCGGUGGUGAGUGCCGUCUGGGGCCACUGCGAAGUCACCAUGCGCUACAUCAAUGGCCUUGAUCCCGAGCCCCUGCCGCUCAUGGACCUGUGCAGGAGAUCCAUCCGCGCUGCCCUGGGCCGCCAGCGCCUGCAGGACAUCAGCUCUCUGCCCUUGCCUCAGUCUCUCAAAAACUAUCUGCAGUACCAGUGAGCUGGAUGGUGAAGGACAGUGGACACCCACAGGCCCGGGCUGUCCAUGACACGUGAUCUCACAGCCCACUGGGGAAGGGGUCUCCCCCAGCUCCCAGGACAGAAGACCAACUAGAGAAAGCCAACCAUCCCAAGGCCAGUGCCCCUUUGGAAGCCACAGGGCCCUGGCACCUGCCCAGCAGUGGCACCUGCCCAAUGGUGGCAUCUGCCACAGCUUUGUAUUGCUCAGAGAAGCUGCUUUCUUAUUCAAGAGAAUGAAUAAAACAUCGGGACAGGAAACUCGGUGGUGUGGCCAUGGCAGACAGGGCCAGGGAGACUUGGCUUGCUUGGGAAGAAAACUGCCUCUGAAUAAUGGAUGAUGAAAGCAGAUCAUUGCCCAUCUCCUACCCAUGGUGAGGGCAGCAAGAUUAUGAUGCCUUCUUAGGACUUUGUGCCACUUUGAGAAGCUAUUCCCCAGGGAUGCCCAACCAAAUUGGCAACUGGAGAAUUGGCGAGUGGAGAAAGCAAUGUUUAGACACCUCCAGCUUACCUCUGAACAUGGCUUCCUCCACCCUCCUUCCUGGCCCCAGAGGGAGUCCUCCCCCACCAGGCCCCUCUCUAUUCAGGGGGAGAAGUCUAACUGAUUUGCCCCAGGGACAGAGUUUAUCAUUAAUUAUUAUGUUUUUAAAGUAGCAUUUGCAUUUUAAAAGAGUGUGGGAGGGCAGUCCUUAGUCCAAAGGUGCUAAUGGAGGUCCAGGGUGGAGGCGUUGGGACCUGCAAACUGAAGCUGCAGAGGCUGUCGGCCCCACCUGGAGUGUGGGGACCUCUGAGCAGCUGUCCUCCCAGGUGCAGCCUGGUUGUCACAAAGCUGUAUAGGAGAGAAUUAUUUUUUCACUUAGGAGCCUUCCCCAUGUUUGCUUCCUGUUGGAACGCGUAUGUGUGAUGUGCUGUUUAUUUAUCACCAUGGGGCCCAUCCGUGGCCUUGUAACUGGAAGGGUGGAGGUGGUGACACCUUCUCCACCCCCAAGCCUGGUCCUCUCACCACACUAUGCUGCUUGUACUGCUGCUGCCACCACCACCAUUGGCAUUUGUUGUGUGUUUUGGAUGCGCUCCACCCAGACUCCCUGGUAACUGGAAAUCGUCACAGCAGUGGGAUACCAGAGCCCCAGAUGGCACUGCCUUUCCCCACUUUAAUGUGAA
This is a messenger RNA of Octodon degus (degu), 2686 nucleotides long. RefSeq names its product splA/ryanodine receptor domain and SOCS box containing 4 (gene Spsb4). The transcript has 3 exons. Gene Ontology annotation, biological process: proteasome-mediated ubiquitin-dependent protein catabolic process; intracellular signal transduction. Gene Ontology annotation, molecular function: protein binding. Gene Ontology annotation, cellular component: SCF ubiquitin ligase complex. The record is from RefSeq and is a predicted model, not a curated record. Bases 687 to 1508 code for a protein of 273 amino acids. Lineage: Eukaryota; Metazoa; Chordata; Mammalia; Rodentia; Octodontidae.